GGAGCGAGCCCCUCCUCAAGUCCACCCCGACUUGGCCUCUCCCCUGCCGCCUCGACGCGACGCCAACGACACCGACGACACAGCCCCGCCCAGCCAUGGCCAUGGCCGUGAUCCGCCUCGCCGGCCCCACCGCCCUCCUCCCGCCAGCGACCCCGCCGUCGCCGUCGGCCUCGUCGUCUCUGCGGCCUCGGGCGCGCGCGCGCGCCGUGCGGCUGCGCCUGCGUGUGAGGUGCCGCGCCGGCGGCGACGGGGCGGAGGGGAAAGAGAAGGAGGAGGAGGAGGAGGCGCCCGAGUCGCUCUUCGCCAGGGAGCUCCGGCGGCGCGGGAUGGCGCCGGGGGCCGCGCCCGCGGAGGCGAAGGAGGCGGAGGAAGGGGGAGCGGAGGCAGGGAGAAAGCGCGGGGUGGCCGCGGCGGAGUUCGAGCGUGGCGCCGCCACGGACGGCCAGCGGGAGCGGUCCAUGGCGCUCAACAGCGAGGGCCUCCAGGGUCUUGUACCACGGGCGAAGUUACUAUUGUCACUUGGUGGUACCUUCUUUCUGGCAUUUGGGCCCCUGAUUCUUGUCACUGUUUCUCUCUUUGCUGGUUUAUAUGUGUACUUUGGACCAAGUUUCGUACACGACGCAAGCAAGAAUCCAGUGUCGCCACCGCCGUACAUCGAUCCAUACGAGCUACUGGAAGACGAGAGGCUCACCCGGCCCUCCCCAGACGUGUUCUAAUGCAAGAACAAGUGCAGAAGUAACCACAACAAAUGGUCGUACAUACGUAGCUCAAAACUCUCUUUUCUUUUACUAGGCGUACGUGUAGCUGUAAAUGCAAAGAUAGCUGUAGACUCUUAUAAUCAAACAUUUCAACAAGAUAUUGUUCCAUGUCCGAACAAACUGGAAUCUUCCGAGCUCUGGGCUGCAAGCUAUGAGCUUUUUCUUUUUGGCCAGCCA
Setaria italica (foxtail millet) is the source of this 935-nucleotide messenger RNA. RefSeq lists its product as uncharacterized. The transcript is spliced from 3 exons. The record is from RefSeq and is a predicted model, not a curated record. Bases 96 to 716 code for a protein of 206 amino acids. NCBI's taxonomy places the organism in Eukaryota, Viridiplantae, Streptophyta, Magnoliopsida, Poales, Poaceae.